Molecule: messenger RNA, 339 nt
Organism: Aspergillus oryzae RIB40
Lineage: Eukaryota; Fungi; Ascomycota; Eurotiomycetes; Eurotiales; Aspergillaceae
Product: CCCH zinc finger protein
Exons: 2
Coding region: 1-339 (112 amino acids)
Cellular component (GO): nucleus
Molecular function (GO): metal ion binding
Source: RefSeq, a predicted model, not a curated record
AUGCAUUUCCUCCGAGGUCGCUGCUCCAACCCGGAGUGCCGAUAUGCCCAUAUCCGGUUGAUCCCUGGUGCACCCGUUUGCAGAGAUUUUGCAAAUCUGGGCUACUGCGAAAAAGGCGCUAAUUGCGACCAACGACAUGUACAUGAAUGUCCUGAUUAUGCCAACACGGGUGUAUGCAACAAGAAACGUUGUCGCCUGCCCCAUGUUGAUCGUGCAGGGCAGAUUCGGAAGAAUACUGGUGCUAACAAGGUCGAUGCCACGAAUGACGAUGACUCCGACGCCUCUAGCGAGGAUGAAGAUAACGAUCUUUCGCAACAGCAGGACUUCAUCCACUUCUAA